Molecule: messenger RNA, 4396 nt
Organism: Pleuronectes platessa (European plaice)
Lineage: Eukaryota; Metazoa; Chordata; Actinopteri; Pleuronectiformes; Pleuronectidae
Gene: ehd4
Product: EH-domain containing 4
Exons: 8
Coding region: 267-1904 (545 amino acids)
Biological process (GO): endocytosis; endosomal transport
Cellular component (GO): cytoplasm; plasma membrane
Molecular function (GO): calcium ion binding; protein binding; GTP binding
Source: RefSeq, a predicted model, not a curated record
CUGCGUCACAGGGGCGGUGCCCUCAGGUACACACACCAGCAACGGUCACACAGCGCACAGAGGAGUCAGUGUUUUCUCGGCUCCUUACUCGCGCACUCGUGGACUUUCCUCAGCCUGAAGGUCGAGUCCCGCAGAAAGAACCGGAGGAGGCACCGAGGUUCAGCGGAGGAGCACCCAAGGAGCAGCGGAGGAACCGCCGGAGGAGCAGCGGAGCAGGAUCAGCGGAGGAGCACCAGAGGAGCACCAGAGGAGCAGGAGCAGGGCGGAUGUUCAGCUGGGUGAAGCAGGAGCAGGGUCGCAGCCGGGAGGGAGAGAUGUACCAGACGGUGACCGAGGGGCUCCAGAGCCUCUACACGCGGAAGCUGCUGCCGCUGGAGGAGACCUACCUCUUCCAUGACUUCCACUCCCCGGCCCUGGAGGCCGCGGACUUCCAGAGCAAACCCAUGGUGCUGCUGGUGGGACAGUACUCCACCGGGAAGACCACCUUCAUCAGGUACCUGCUGGAGCAGGACUUCCCGGGGAUGAGGAUCGGUCCGGAGCCGACCACCGACGGCUUCAUCGCUGUGAUGUACGGAGAGAACGAGGGAGUGGUGCCUGGAAACGCUCUGGUGGUCGACCCCAAGAAACCCUUCAGGAAACUCAACGCGUUCGGAAACUCCUUCCUGAACAGGUUCAUCUGCUCUCAGAUGCCCAAUCAGGUUCUUCAGAGCAUCAGCAUCAUCGACACUCCUGGGAUCCUGUCAGGAGAGAAGCAGCGAAUCAGCAGAGGUUACGACUUCGCGGAGGUCCUGCGCUGGUUCGGGGAGCGGGUGGACCGCAUCAUCCUGCUGUUCGAUGCCCACAAACUGGACAUUUCUGACGAAUUCUCCGAGGCCAUCAAAGCCUUCAAGGGCCAAGACGACAAGAUCCGAGUGGUCCUGAACAAGGCCGACCAGGUGGACACCCAGCAGCUGAUGCGAGUGUACGGCGCCCUCAUGUGGUCACUGGGGAAGGUGAUUAACACUCCGGAGGUGGUGAGAGUUUAUCUUGGUUCCUUCUGGGCCAAACCACUGCAGAACACUGAGAACAGGCGUCUCUUCGAGGCGGAGUCUCAGGACCUGUUCAAGGACAUCCAGAGUCUCCCGAGGAACGCUGCCCUCCGUAAACUCAACGACCUCAUUAAGAGAGCUCGUCUGGCCAAGGUGCACGCUUACAUCAUCAGCUACCUGAAGAAGGAGAUGCCGUCUCUGUUUGGACGAGAGAAGAAGAAGGAGGAGUUGAUCAUGAGGCUGCCGGAGAUCUACACCAUCCUGCAGAGGGAGCAUCACAUCAGCCCCGGAGACUUCCCCAACGUCACCAAGAUGCAGGACAUGCUGCAGCACUGCGACUUCAGCAAGUUCCCGUCCCUGAAGGUGAAGCUGAUCGAGUCGGUGGAUAAGAUGAUGGCCACAAAGAUCGCGGGUUUGAUGGCGAUGAUCCGAGAGGAAGAGUCCAAGGCCCCGCCCUCCCUGGUGUCGGGCGGGGCCUUCGAGGGCUCUCAGGACGGCCCCUUCGGCCGGGGCUACGGCGAGGGCAUCAGCGCCGGGGCCGACACGGAGGACUGGAUCGUGAGCCGCGACAAACACCGCUACGACGAGAUCUUCUACACGCUGAUGCCCGUCAACGGCAAGAUCACCGGCGUCAACGCCAAGAAGGAGAUGAUGAACUCGCGGCUGCCGAACACCGUCCUGGGGAAGAUCUGGAAGCUGGCGGACUGCGACCACGACGGGAUGCUGGACGACGAGGAGUUCGCCCUCGCCCAGCACCUCAUCAAGAUCAAGCUGGAGGGCUACGAGCUGCCCUCCGACCUGCCCGACCACCUGAUGCCCCCGGCCCACCGCAAGGACCCCACCGCCGACGCCCUGUACAGCAACACCGAGGACUAGAGCGCCACCAGGGGGCGACUGGAGAGACUGACUCAGAGGAAGUCCACUGCUGCUGGUGCUCAGACUGAGAGGGAACCAAUCAGCAGGCCGACGGCUGCAGAGGGUCAAAGGUCAAAGUUCAGGUGUUUUAUAAUGAGGAGCUCGACACUAAGAUGAUCACUUACUGAGUCCAAAUAACCUGCUUUUAUUUUGGUAAGAGUUUAUACGUCAGUUAUUUUAAAGCAGCAAACAACACUUUUAUUGUGAAAGAGAACAAUGUAUCCAGAUAUUUCCUGCUACAGCAACACGACUACGAGAGUUGCAUCAAAUCUGCUGCAGAUAUGUAUCCACACAACUCUAUGGCAUUAUAUGAAUUGAUAAUAAUUAUGUGUUUUUAUUCUGAAGGCCAAAUACACUUUCCAGUUGCCUGACUGUAGAGUUUCCUGUAGACUGGGGGACGUGAUUAUUCUUUGUCUCCACCUCGUGACCCGAUCGUCCAGAAGAGGAUUAGAGCCUCGUGGAAAAUACAGAUUCUGAAACUAGGCUGAGUGAGAAGUUUGUUUUCAUGAGGCUCUAAUCGACCUCUGCAGCUCGAGGUCAGAGAUGAUCAGUCUGAAGCAGCGAGGGAAACCUCCUCCUGAGCUCCAUAACUCAAACAUCUGAUAUUUGAAUUAUCGAGCUCAUGUAGGAAUCCUGGCUUUUGAUUGGUUCUCUAAAGUAAACAUCCACAUGAACAGAGAUUUAGAGAUUGAGAUGAAAAUAUCACCUCAUAAAAAGAUAGAUUUUCUUUGGCUUGUCCAGGAUGUGAGGAUUAUUUUUAGAUGAAGUUAUUUGAGUGUAGAAUGAGUCAGAGUGAGGUCACGAGGUCAAGAGGUCACGAGGUCACGUCUCCUGCAGCUAAUCUCAACCGCCUGAGUCGUCUUUACGUUCGUUGUAAAUCCGACUGACCGUGUGUUUUGCAGCAGGAAGUCGUUAGCUAGCCCCGCCUCCUCGUGACGAUGGAGUCCAGAGUCCGUCCCCGUCCAGGACGCUGGGUCCAGGGUAUUCUCAGAGGUCAAAGGUCACAGUCCGUCCUGUUUUAACAGCUCCACUGCAGCUCGUCGUUAACUCGUCCCCCGGGGACGGAUGGCGUCCUGAAAUGUGUCCGCUCACUGAUGUUUCCUCGUAUUGUAAACAUCAGCACAGACGAGCAGAGCGGUGACCUCUGACCUCUGCUGACUGCACACCUUCCUCUCCGUAGAAUCCUCCGCUGCCUUCGUGUCUUAUUUCCAACUCUGGAAGUUCAGACCUCGACUGGGGAGGAAACUUUUUCCACUUCCUGUCACAAAAUGACUGAAAGGAUUUGAUGCUGCAGAGAAUCUGAUUAGAUCAAAGUGAAUGUGCCUUUAACUGCAGCAGCGAGGCUCGACCAAUGAAAACCUUUGAUUCUCAUUCGGACAUUCAGGUUCAGCCAUGUGACCUUUGACCCAGAGACACAUGAUCGCAGCGUUUUCCACACUAACACUCAAAGUAUAAGUUUAUUGUUGUGAAUCUGUGUGUCAAACACCAGACGUCUGAUUAAUGCGUCUUCAUAAUGAGAAACCUUCAUAUUCAAAUGACUCUAAUAUCUCAAACUAAAGUUCCCACUCAGGAAGGUUUCAUGAUUUUUAUUCUCUCAUUCAGUUAUUAUGGAUUUUCUCUCAUUAUUGUUUUAAAAAUGUUCGCACAUUUUUGAAAGUUUCUAUGUUUUGAUAAAGUUUCAUUAUUUUUAGGACUGAUUUUGACGUCAGGAUGUUUUAUUGGUGGAAUGUUUCCUUGAUGUUAAAAUGCCUGUAAACUCCUCACUAGUAUGAAACGGUGUCACACCUGGGCGGAGCUGGAAAUGUGUACAUUCAUAUAUAAAGUAUAAAAACACUGUACAUGAACUACUGUAAAUAUGCUGAUGUUGAUCCACAAGGCGUCGGGGCCAUCCAGUGGUUUGAGUAGUCGGCUGCUCGUCAGUUCUCUGACUGAUGAAGAGCAGCUUCUCUUCUUCUUUCCUUCCUGUCUCCACAUCAUGGAUUGUAACUCUGUGAAUAUCGAAUCCUAAUCGACGACCAAAGUUUGUCUCAAGAAUCGACUUCAGAUUUCAAAGCUGUGUUUGCACACGUCCCCGGCAGUGCCUGCUCAUCUCAAUGCUUCAAAAAGAGCGCCCCCUGGUUUCUGCUCGAGACAAAGCCUUUGAUCUUUAACCUUUCAGAACCUACUGCUCCUAUGACAGGACGUGUUCGUCCUCGAGGAUCCAUCAGUCGCUCGGUGCCUUGAGAGCACAGAGCAGCUCGAGGUCCACGUUCAGCUCAUUGUCCCACAGAGCAGCUGUCUCUGAGGAUUCCUUGGUUUUUAGUUUUGAUCAAAGUCAUAAUCAUGUGAACGUUUUAUUUUAGUGAUUUUUAAACUAUUUUUUAUUCUUGGUGUUUGGAUGUUACUCUGUUCUGAUGAUGCAGCUCAACCUGUCAGCAGAGCUGGAGACUAAUAAAGUUUAUUCAACACGUGCA